AUGCUGAAGCAGCGUGUGAGAUACGCCCCGUAUCUGCAGCGGGUCAAAACCGCGGCAGACGUGGUGCCAAUGUUCCGUACCGGCCAGUCGCUGGGUUGGUCCGGCUUUACCGGCGUGGGCGCCCCGAAAGUGGUACCGCAGGCGCUUGCAGACCAUGUGCAGCGCGAAAACUUGCAGGGCAAGCUGCGGUUCGAUUUGUUUGUCGGCGCCAGUGCCGGGCCCGAAGAGAGUCGGUGGGCUGAGCUCGACAUGAUUGCACGUCGGUCGCCACACCAGGUGGGCAAGCCGAUCGCCAACGCCAUCAACGACGGAAGGAUCCAGUUUUUCGACAAACACUUGUCCAUGUUCCCCCAGGACCUGACGUACGGCUUUUACUCUCGCCACAAGCCACGCGAUGCGCCAAUCCUGGACUUUGCCAUCAUCGAAGCCACUGCGAUCAAGGAAGACGGUUCUAUCGUUCCCGGAGCCUCCGUAGGGGCCUCGCCAGAGUUUGUUGCAGUGGCUGAGAAGGUUAUUAUUGAGGUCAACACCGCUACGCACUCCUUCGAAGGUAUCCACGACAUUGACAUGCCGAUAAAUCCACCCCACAGGCCGCCUUACCCUUAUACGACCGUAGAUCAGCGGUGCGGUGUGAAUGCCAUCCCGGUGGACCCUGCCAAAGUUGUGGCGAUUGUCGAAUCUGACCAGCGGGAUAAGGUACCUCCCAAUCACCCCGCAGAUACCACUUCGAGGGCCAUCGCUUCUCAUUUAGUCGAGUUUCUCGAGCACGAAGUCACAUGGGGACGGAUGCCUAAAAGUCUGCAUCCCUUGCAGUCCGGCAUUGGCAACAUUGCUAACGCCGUUAUUGAAGGUCUCACCUCAUCAUCUUUCAAAAACCUGACAGUUUGGACUGAGGUUCUACAGGAUUCCUUCUUAGACCUCUUCCAGAACGGUUCCCUCGAUUAUGCCACAGCCACUUCUAUUCGUCUCACUGAGCCUGGCUUCAAAAGAUUCUUCGAUCACUGGGACGAAUUCGCGAGUAAGCUAUGCUUGAGAUCCCAGGUGGUGUCGAACAGUCCUGAACUUAUACGUCGUCUCGGCGUCAUUGCCAUGAAUACCCCGGUUGAAGUGGAUAUAUAUGCACACGCCAACUCCACCAACGUGUCGGGUUCUCGGAUGCUAAAUGGAUUAGGUGGCUCUGCGGAUUUCUUGAGGAAUGCCAAGCUAUCCAUCAUGCAUGCACCUUGUUCAAGGCCGACAAAGACCGAUCCAACGGGCAUUUCCACGAUUGUCCCCAUGGCUUCCCACGUCGACCAAACCGAGCAUGACCUGGACGUGGUUGUAACAGACCAAGGUUUGGCGGAUUUGAGAGGACUUUCCCCAACAGAACGAGCCCGUGAAAUUAUUCAGCACUGUGCACACCCUGAAUACCAGCCCAUUUUGAAUGAUUAUUUGGAAAGGUCUGAAUUCUAUGCGCGAAAGAAUAAAUGCAUGCACGAGCCUCACAUGUUGAAGCAUGCUCACCAGUUCCACAUUAAUCUGGCAGAGAAAGGCACCAUGAAAGUCAAGUCUUGGGACUAG
Messenger RNA from Lachancea dasiensis, 1560 nucleotides. Lineage: Eukaryota; Fungi; Ascomycota; Saccharomycetes; Saccharomycetales; Saccharomycetaceae. The record is from the annotation of a GenBank genome assembly.